ACGCUUAUGACGGGACAGUUCGUGUUUAUAUGGGUGACGUUUACGUGCUUUUACAGGAAACGGUCAAGUAAAAAAAAAAAAACUAAAUUUCCCCCUCCAACUCCUCCCCUCGGGUAGUAAAGCAGUAACAGCUGGGCAGGGCGACGUGAGACAUACGGGAGGUUUGCUGUGAGCACAGAGGAGCAAAAGAAGGAGCCCUACCUGGGACACAACUCAGCACCAUGCGGGUAUUCCUGACCCUUACGAUGUGCCUCUUUAUGGCCACAGCUGCAGCCCAGCAUCACUGUGACUCAGAAACUCAGUAUGAAAAGGACGGCGUGUGCUGCAAAAUGUGUGGCCCAGGGUACAAAAUGCGGAAUCUAGGCACUUGUGAUGAACCCCUGUGUGACCCCUGUGCGGAGAAUGAAUAUCAAGAUAAAUACACCAAAGAGGACAAGUGCGAGCGUCAACCGUAUUGCGAUCCCAACAAAAAUUUUGCCAGUCCAGUCCAUCAAAACACUAAGAAGACCACAUGUGUGUGUAAAGAGGGAUUCUACUGUUCCACCAAAGAGUGUUUGUUCUGUAUUGAACACAGCACCUGUACCCCAGGAUCUGGUGUUCAAAUCAAAGGCAGUCAAACAUCUGACACCGUGUGUCAGAAAUGUCCCGAGGGUACAUAUUCCAAUGAGACCUCAAAGGAGGCAGUUUGUAAUAAAUGGACAGAAUGUGACUCAGGGUAUGAAAUUUAUCAGCAAGGAACCGACAAAUCUGACAACACCUGCGUAUAUAGGAGGACUCACAUAGCGUUGUACUGCAUCAUAGCACUCCUGCUCCUGGGCGCAGUCGCAGCUGUAAUACUCCUGUAUCGAAAAAAAUCAGGAUAUGUGACAGGAACAGCGAAGGGCUUCAUGGAGCGUCUGAAUAAUGAAGAUGAGAAGACGCCAGACGUCAGAAUCCCCGUGAUAAGGAUGCCGGUAGAAAAUGAGGACGAACUGAGCGUUCCGGAGAUGUCCACAGAAGACCACGGAGCAACUUUAAAUGGCAACUACGUGGCCCAGGAGUUCGGGAAAGCCGAAGUGGUCUCUCGACAGGAGUCCCAGACGGGGAGUGUAGUGAGUGUGACCCGUGGUGGGCAGCACCCCCUCACAGAAGGUUCUCUGGUCAUCUGCUGAAGGUGAUUUCCUCAAGAGGAGUUCGCAUGCACUUCCUGUUCUUGUGUGGAUUAUCUCAAAGUUAUUUUUUCCACUGUCCCAAAACACAUUCAUUAGAUUCAUCAAAGAUUAUAGACGUGACUUAAUUGAUACAUGGUUUGCCUUGCUAGUCCCUGUUGAUGAAUAGACCAUUUCUCUCCAUAAUCUGGGGGGUGCUCAUGCUUCUUUGAACAGGAUGAGUCUGAUACUAAUACAAUUCAUGAAUUUAACAGGUUGUGCCGUUCAUCCUUGAACAGAUGUAUUAAAGUACAUUGUCAAUUUUUUUUAUUUAAUGUACAUAUAGAUAUGUGUAGUUUAAAGUUUGGUUGAAUGAAUUUUGAUGUUGUAUUUUACUGUCUAUUUUACUGUGAUUUUGAUUAAUUGUGUUUCUAUUUGCAUGUAAUGUUUUGCUUUGCAUUGAAAGUGCAUAAAGUUGUUUUUGUUAAAGUUUCUUCUUUCUUUUCUUUUUAGUUGAACGUAUUUUUCUACUGGUGGUGAUAGUGUUGCAUCAAAAGGCCCCAUUCAAAUGAAAAUGCAUUUAUUUAUGCAACGAGAAGCAAAGGUUUAAGUUUGGCCUUUUUCUGCUGCCUGGAUGUGUUCAUAGUCACAACUUAUUUGUAAAUAAAUUAUCCGAAAUUUAAUUAUCCGGAUCAUCAUUGACAAUUACAGUUAACUGGGGUAAAAAGAGUUUUAAAAAA
Menidia menidia (Atlantic silverside) is the source of this 1867-nucleotide messenger RNA. Lineage: Eukaryota; Metazoa; Chordata; Actinopteri; Atheriniformes; Atherinopsidae. The record is from the annotation of a GenBank genome assembly.